AUGGAUGCUCUUUCAGCUACUGAUUUGGAUGAGGGCAUUAACAGUGAAAUUCACUAUUCAUUUAUUGGAAGCGGAAAUAGCGAUGAAAUGAACCUGUUUACUAUAAAUUCAAACUCCGGGGACAUCGUUGUUCAAGGACAAAUUGAUUAUGAGGAACACUCUGCAAUUGAAUUGCGUGUUCAGGCGAGGGAUAAAGGCAGUCCUCCUAAAAGUACACAUUGUAAAGUAUUAUUAGAAGUUGUGGAUGAAAAUGACAAUGCACCAGAAAUUGUUACAACUCCGCUUUUGGAAAGCGUGAAGGAGGACGCAAAACCGGGUACUGAUGUUGCUUUCAUUACGGUUUCUGAUAGAGAUGGAGGUAAAAACGGGUUAGUGCAUUGUGCAAUUCAAGGCUCUUUUCCUUUCAAACUGGAGUUUUCAUAUGACAAUCAUUAUUCUCUAGUGGUGGACGGACCUUUGGACAGAGAGAGUGUUUCUCAUUAUAACAUCACAAUUACAGCUACAGAUGAAGGCACGCCUCCACUUUCCAACAGCAGUAUUAUUAUUGUACAUAUCGCUGAUGUUAAUGACAACGCACCGCAUUUUCCUGCAUCUGAUAUUAACACUUAUCUAAGUGAGAACAGCCAAGCUGGAGGACUCAUAACAAAAGUUACAGCUGAUGAUUCAGACACUGGUGAGAACGCUGAACUUUCAUAUUCAUUAUUAGAGAGUUCAAGCUCCAAUGUUCCUAUAACAACACUGAUCAAUAUAAACUCUUUAACUGGUGAAAUAUUCAGUUUACAAUCAUUUAAUCACGAAGAAACAAAAAGAUUUCAGUUUAAUGUUUUGGCAAUGGACUCUGGUGUUCCUCCUCUGAGCAGUAAUGUGACUGUAAAUGUUUUUAUUCUUGAUGAAAAUGACAACAGUCCAGUUAUUUUACAACCAAAUUCUAAUCCCGGAUCAGUAAAUACUGAGAGCAUUCCCUAUUCAGCUGAAGCGGGUUACUUUGUAGCCAAGAUCAGAGCUGUUGAUGCUGACUCUGGAUAUAACGCACUUCUGUCGUAUCACUUAACUGAACCCAAAGGAACGAAUCUAUUUCGAAUCGUUACCAACUCUGGAGAAAUAAAAACCAGGAGACGAAUGAGUGACAAUGACUUAAAAACUCACCCACUUAUCAUUACAGUGUCUGAUAAUGGAGAGCCAUCACUUUCAGCAACUAUGUCUAUGGAUGUUGUGGUUAUGGAGAGUAUGGAUGACAUACAGACAUCGUUCAGACAAGUUCCAGUUAAAGAGGAGAGUUUUUCCGAUUUGAAUCUUUAUCUGCUCAUCGCUAUUGUUUCAGUGUCAGUCAUCUUUUUACUGAGUCUCAUUGGUUUGAUAGCAGCUAAAUGCUACAGGACAGACGGGAGUUUCAGUCAGUAUUGCGCUCCAGUGAUCAGCACGCAUCCAGACGGGAGCUGGUCUUACUCCAAAUCCACGCAACAGUAUGAUGUGUGUUUCAGUUCAGACACAAUGAAGAGUGACAUAGUCGUUGUCCCCUCGCCAUUUCCAGCUGCAGACGCAGACCUUAUCAGCAUUAAUUGCGAUGACAGUUUUACAAGUAUUCAAACUCUUCCCACCACCAACAAGGUAAGAUAA
This is a messenger RNA of Paramisgurnus dabryanus, 1617 nucleotides long. The record is from RefSeq and is a predicted model, not a curated record. Lineage: Eukaryota; Metazoa; Chordata; Actinopteri; Cypriniformes; Cobitidae.